AUGUGGGCUCUAAUCGAAGGCUAUGUGAAAGAAGGGACACAAGUGUACGAAGCAUCAUCGGGCAAUACUGCCGCUUCACUUGCCUACAUGUGCCGUCUUCUUAACGUACCAUUCACGGCAAUCGUUCCCGACACCAUCGAAGACAUCAAAGUGAGGCAUAUCAAGGAGUACGGUGGGGCAGUUGUCAAAGUGCCGUUGGGAGAGAGAUUGAUCCGAGCACGAGACUUAGCCGCAGAGAAUGGCGGAUUUUUUAUGAAUCCAGUUUGGUAA
This is a messenger RNA of Cooperia oncophora, 270 nucleotides long. The record is from the annotation of a GenBank genome assembly. NCBI's taxonomy places the organism in Eukaryota, Metazoa, Nematoda, Chromadorea, Rhabditida, Trichostrongylidae.